AUGAUUAAAGAUCCAGUUGAGAUAACUCUUUAUUAUCGUCAAACAACAGAAAUUCUGAAAAUAGCACCACUUAGCACUGAUUGCAAGAGCAACUCUUCGCUUAUAAUCGCUUCAUGAGUUGUCAUUAGGAAAAGUGAUUUUCUUAUCAAAAUAACUAAAGCGAAAACGCCAAAUGAUACCCGCACGCCAGCAAUCUCACCACUUCCUCCGAUGAUACCCAACAGUGCAAGCCAACUCUUUCGCAAGAGAGCUGCAUCAUGUUGCAGAUUAGCGCCACAGAAGCACAAUAGAAGGGGGAAGGUAAAGUCGUGGAUUGGUUGUUGGCGGGAAGUGAAUGGACGUGCUCGUUUGUAUGUUUGUGGAGUUCGGACAUUGUGUGGUACGCAAGGCGCGUAUUAG
Molecule: messenger RNA, 399 nt
Organism: Cercopithifilaria johnstoni
Lineage: Eukaryota; Metazoa; Nematoda; Chromadorea; Rhabditida; Onchocercidae
Source: the annotation of a GenBank genome assembly